Sesamum indicum (sesame) is the source of this 2587-nucleotide messenger RNA. NCBI's taxonomy places the organism in Eukaryota, Viridiplantae, Streptophyta, Magnoliopsida, Lamiales, Pedaliaceae. The record is from RefSeq and is a predicted model, not a curated record.
UUUGCGUUUGAACUUCUGCCCCUGAGCACAGUGGUCCACUUUCCCUAACACAAAACUCAUGAGCUGAAAAGUGAGAAUUCCAAGAGGAAGAUGGAUGAUUGGGAUCUAAGCGCAGAGGAAUUGGAUUCCCUGGAAAGAGAUGCUCUGAAGCAAUUGGCUCAGCGCAGUUCCUCUUCAGCUGCUGCCACUACCAGUAACAGUAAUUUCAGUAGGUCGAAUGUGUCUUCUAUGCCAGGGGUUGUGCCAUCUUCCCGUUCUCCAGCCAAGCCCACCUGUCUCUCUCAUCCGCCUGUGGAUGGUGAUAAGCAUAUUAAUACCUCACUGCAGGCAACAGUAUUACCUUCAAAACUCGUGCCAAAGAUAGUUGAUGAUUCUUCGAAGCAACAGCAUCCGAAGAUCACAGUCAAAUUCUUUUUACAUGCCAGUGGAAACAUUGCAGCAAAAUUUCCUUAUGACAAGGUACUCAUAGGAGCCUUCCACAAUAUUCCAAGAGCCAGUUGGAAUGCAAAAGAAAGAUUGUGGAUGUUUCCUUUGUCAUCAUUAUCAACAGCAGAAUGUGUUCUUCGGGAUUUCCCUGGCUCUAAUGUUGAGAUAGAGAACUUGGAUCCUUUGGUUAGGCGUGCUAUUGCUGCUGCCACUGUGCUUCCAGAUCUUCAAGACCGAUAUGAAAAGAUCCCCGGUUAUAUUGAAGCAAAGCUCUUGCCUUUUCAGCGUGAUGGUGUCAGAUUUGUAUUGCAGCAUGGAGGGCGGGUCCUGCUGGCUGAUGAAAUGGGGCUCGGAAAGACUCUUCAGGCGAUUGCGGUAACCUCUUGCAUUCGUGAGGCAUGGCCUGUUCUCAUUCUGACCCCAUCUUCCCUACGGCUGCAAUGGGCUUCUAUGAUCCAACAGUGGCUGGAUAUUGCACCGUCACAUAUAUUGGUGGUUUUGUCUCAGUGGAGUGGUUCAAACAGAGUUGGAUUUAAUAUUGUGCCCUCAAACACCAGGAGGCCUAUCAAUCUUGAUGGUGUAUUCAACAUCAUAUCCUAUGAUACUGUACCUAAGUUGCAGGAUAUGCUUUUGGCUUCAGAUUUUAAGGUUGUGAUUGCAGAUGAAUCGCAUUUCCUGAAGAAUGCUCAAGCAAAACGAACAAGUGCCUCCCUUCCCAUAUUGCAGAAAGCUCAAUACGCGAUCUUGCUCAGUGGAACUCCUGCAUUGUCACGACCAAUUGAACUAUUCAAGCAGUUGCAAGCCUUGUAUCCGGAGGUGUAUAAGAACGUUCAUGAAUAUGGUAGUCGUUAUUGCAAGGGUGGUAUAUUUGGAGUCUAUCAAGGUGCAAGUAAUCAUGAAGAGCUGCAUAAUUUGAUGAAAGCGACCUUAAUGAUUCGAAGACUCAAGAAAGAUGUUCUUUCUCAGCUUCCUGUGAAGCGCAGGCAACAGGUUUUCUUGGAACUGGGGCAGGACGAUAUGAGACAGAUAAAUGCACUAUUCUGUGAGUUGGAGGUGGUAAAAUUAAAAAUCAAAUCAUGCCAGUCCAGAGAAGAAGCUGAGUCACUCAAGUUCACAGAGAAAAAUCUUAUCAAUAAGAUUUAUACUGAUUCUGCUGAAGCAAAGAUUCCAGCUGUUCUGGACUAUCUGGGGACCAUAAUUGAGGCAGGCUGCAAGUUUCUAAUAUUUGCGCAUCAUCAACCUAUGAUUGACUCAAUACACAAGUUUCUUCUGAAGAAAAAAGUUGGAUGCAUAAGGAUUGAUGGCAGCACGCCAGCAGCAUCAAGGCAAGCUUUAGUGACGGAAUUUCAGGAGAAAGAUUCAGUGAAGGCUGCAGUGUUGUCCAUCAAAGCUGGAGGUGUUGGCUUGACAUUGACAGCAGCGAGCACAGUUAUAUUCGCAGAGUUAUCGUGGACUCCGGGAGACAUCAUUCAAGCGGAAGAUCGUGCUCAUAGGAUUGGUCAGGUUUCAUCGGUCAAUAUAUAUUAUCUGCUGGCAAACGACACAGUGGACGAUAUAAUAUGGGAUGUCAUUCAGAGCAAGUUGGAAAAUCUAGGACAGAUGCUUGACGGACAUGAAAAUUCUCUAGAAGUUUCAGUUGAUCAAUCAGGAUGCAGCCCUUUGAAACAAAGGACACUGGAUUCCUUCGUGAAGCGUUGUAAUAACUCUCACUCUGAUCAUGAACCCAAGCACAAACACCCGAGGAACUGAAAUUCCAAGUACAUAUGUGAAUCUUUGUGAAGACACUAUUAUUGUUCAGAGGAAAUUGUAUUAGCAUGAUAAUUAAAAAAAUCUAAACAUCGACAAGCAUAAUCCUAUGCAGUCAUUCUAAAUGACUGGUUUAUCAUAUCGGUUUCCCCAGGGUAAUAUUCACUUUCAUCAUCUCUCUUAUUCUGUCUGAUCCCUUUGUGAGAUGUAUUUAUGUUCACUGACAUUGAACCUUCACAAGUGAAUCGCGUGAAGGAGUGGUUAUAGCUAGCUGUUCCGUUGCUGCAUGUCUUACAUUAUUCGAUUGCCUCUGAAUGUUCAAAACAUUAUUAGGGGCACUAUGGAUAAAGCCUAAAGCGCUUUGAACCGUCGUUCUUGGAUAUGAAAUGUUCUUCUGGUGGAUUACCCUCCAGCA